This is a messenger RNA of Metarhizium album ARSEF 1941, 684 nucleotides long. RefSeq lists its product as uncharacterized. Bases 1 to 684 code for a protein of 227 amino acids. The record is from RefSeq and is a predicted model, not a curated record. NCBI's taxonomy places the organism in Eukaryota, Fungi, Ascomycota, Sordariomycetes, Hypocreales, Clavicipitaceae. The transcript is spliced from 3 exons.
AUGGCCGAAGCACAAAGGGACGAAGUGAUCGAAAGAGUGAUUGCAGUCGUCAAGCGCAGGCGCCAGAGGGAACAAGAACGAGUCGCCCGAGCCCUCCAAGUUCCCGCAGAAGAAUAUAGGGAGCUUCCUCCCGUUCAAAAACCUGUAUCCGACGACAAGCUGCCCCUACAAUCGACUUUCGACCUGGGCCAGUCAUAUGAUCGCUAUCGCUUGAUUUUUGAGAGUGCAUCUACAAUGCAACUCGAAAUUCCCGUCAUGCCAGUGGCCGAACCGCUUCAAGGGAUGCCUACCAUUCCGUGGAUUAUUGAAGCACCACUAAACUCGGUUGAAGUUCUAGAAGCAAUACUAAAGCCGUUACAUCCCUUCCAGAUCUAUACUGCCCGCCACGUCCAGCGUCGCUUUGACCGAGCACACGGCUCAAAGCGCUUGUAUUCCGAAUAUAUCCGUCUCCAAGGUCAGCUGGAGCGGAAUCGCGAGAUUUGGACAGGAAACAUGCACAUGUUGAUCUACAGCGUAAGGGCUAUCAUCAAAGAGAGCCAUACUUCGCUCAGUGCUGUCUACCAACUACCACUCUUCAGGAGACAAAGGGAAGCAGCGGCUCGUGGAGUAAAGGUUCGUGGAACAAAGGCUCGUGGAGCAAAGGCUCGUGGAGCAAAGGCUCGUGGAACUAAGAAGGGCAUUUGA